AUGGAGACCGUGACACCGGCGCGCAAGGGCCUGGGCGCAUCGACAAGCCCGCAAGGCUCGGCCCAGUGGACGCAGUCUUCCGACACGCCCACCGAGGUGUAUGACAUCGGCCACGACUCGGAGGAUGACGUGGGGCCCAUCUCCUCUGCCGUGCGCUCGUUGAACGUGGAUGGCGCCCUCCCUCCAGAGCCGCGCCUCGGAGAACGGCGGGUCGGGUCGUCAUGGAUGCCAUGGACAGUGGAGAGGUCUCCAGACUCAGCAGUGGACGGGUCCACUGCCCCCUCGAGCAUGUCCAAAGCUCCAACUUCUCGGGCCAAGGAGGCCGAUGUGUGGACUGUGGAGGACUGGGACAAGCAGCUCCAGCGCCUGAAGGAGGCGCCCACUCCUUGCAGAGUGCCAGAGGGUGCAGAUGCGAAGCAAAAGCAGGUGGCCGAUGCCGUUCGGGAAGAGUUGCAGGUGGAUCUUGAGGCCUUGGUGAAUGCUGCCAUGGACGAGAUGCGCUCAUGGGUCUCCCAGGAGAUCGCCUUCGCUCGGAGCAGUUUCGAAGAGGCGCCGUGGCGGGUCAACGGCGGCGUUCGGACGGUCUCCGUGACCGGUGCGGUGAAGCCUGCGCCGGUUCAAGAGAUGAAGAGGGCCUUGGAGGAACAACGCCAAAUGCUGGACAAGAUGCAGGAGAUUUGGCCAUGGGCUAGAAUCUAUGAACCAUUGGUACGGCAGCUCGUGCCUUCCAUGUGUGAAGAGAAGGUGAAUCCGUCCGAUCCACGCGAUUUGGACGAACCAGCGGCAGGAGAGUGCGAGAGGAGACCUUCGGCGCGUCAAGAGGUGCCAGGGCAGAGCCUUUUUCAGAGGGGCAAAGCUGUUUUAGAGCUUUAG
This is a messenger RNA of Durusdinium trenchii, 873 nucleotides long. Lineage: Eukaryota; Dinophyceae; Suessiales; Symbiodiniaceae. The record is from the annotation of a GenBank genome assembly.